AUGUCUGCAGUCACACUAUCAAAGUCCUUGCAGGUUGCGUUGCUCCAGUUCCACGCAGGAGCCGACAAGGCGGCUAACCUGAAAAAGGUGACCGAGUACAUCACGAGGGCCUUGGCACACACACCAAAACCGGACCUGCUGGUAUUGCCCGAGUGCUUCCAGUCCCCAUAUGCGGUCGACCAGUUCAAGAACUACGCGGAGAAGAUUCCAGAUGGUGAAACGACGCAGCUGCUGUCGCAAUUGGCAAAGAAGAACCGGGUAGCUAUCAUUGGCGGGUCGAUCCCUGAGUUUGACGAGUCUGACGGCGGGUUGUACAACACGUCGGUGGUGUUCAACCCUGCCGGUGAGGUUGUUGCGAAGCACAGAAAGGUGCACCUUUUCGACAUCAGCAUUCCUGGCGGGAUCACGUUCAAGGAGUCGGACUCGUUGAAACCAGGGAACAAAGCCACAGUUUUCGAGGUGCCUGAGCUCGAGACGGUGUUUGGGUUGGCCAUCUGCUACGACAUCCGUUUCCCUGAGCUUGCGAUGAUUGCCUCGCGGAGGGGCGCCGGGGUGAUGGCGUACCCGGGGGCGUUCAACACGGUCACGGGUCCUAAGUUCUGGACCAAGUUCGCCGUAGCCCGGGCCAUCGACAACCAGAACUACGUGCUCAUGUGUUCGCCGGCGAGAAACCCGGCCGGAGGCUACCAGGCGUACGGCCACAGCAUGGUGGUGGACCCAAGCGGCAACGUGCUCGUCGAGGCUGGUCACGACGAGGACAUUGUCUACGCGGAGUUGCAGAGGGACGUGGUUGAGGAGGCCAGGAGAAAUAUCCCCAUUUCUGUGCAGAGACGGUUCGACAUCUACGACGACGUCUCCAAGGACCCCGUUGUGUCUGCCCUGUAG
Messenger RNA from Pichia membranifaciens NRRL Y-2026, 885 nucleotides. RefSeq lists its product as hypothetical. Bases 1 to 885 code for a protein of 294 amino acids. Gene Ontology annotation, molecular function: omega-amidase activity. The transcript has a single exon. Gene Ontology annotation, cellular component: mitochondrion. Gene Ontology annotation, biological process: L-glutamine metabolic process; oxaloacetate metabolic process. Lineage: Eukaryota; Fungi; Ascomycota; Pichiomycetes; Pichiales; Pichiaceae. The record is from RefSeq and is a predicted model, not a curated record.